Toxotes jaculatrix (banded archerfish) is the source of this 870-nucleotide messenger RNA. It is a transcript of the gene pgpep1l, whose product is annotated as pyroglutamyl-peptidase I like. Gene Ontology annotation, cellular component: cytosol. Gene Ontology annotation, molecular function: pyroglutamyl-peptidase activity. Lineage: Eukaryota; Metazoa; Chordata; Actinopteri; Toxotidae. The coding region runs from base 85 to 735 and encodes 216 amino acids. The transcript is spliced from 5 exons. The record is from RefSeq and is a predicted model, not a curated record. Gene Ontology annotation, biological process: proteolysis.
AGCUUAAAAAAGCUUUCUUGUUUUUUAGUGUCCUGACAUACGACCACUGUCUGUCCUUAGUGACAGGGUAAACCAGACUGCGUUAUGAACGGAAGCGAAACGGUGGUCGUUACAGGGUUUGGACCUUUCAGACAGUUCCCGGUGAAUCCCAGCUGGAAAGCAGCCCAGGGAUUGAAGUUGGCCGGACUCGGAGAGCAGAUUCAUGUUUACAUCAAAGAGUUGCCAGUGAGUUAUGUUAAGACUCAGCAAAUCAUUGCUGAGAUUUGGCAAACUCUGAACCCAAAGUUUGCAGUACAUCUGGGCAUAGCCAGAGGUUCCAGCGUCGUCAUUUUGGAACAAACAGGCAAGAACAGUGGAUACAGAGACAGAGACGUGAGUGGCUUCUGUCCUGAAAGUCACUGCUGUAUGGAAGGAGGACCGGAGAAGCUCUGCUCAGUCAUUAACAUGAGGGCCGUUUCCAAACAGUUCAAAGAAGCAGGGAUGGAUGUCAUUUAUUCAAGAGACGCUGGCAGGUACCUGUGUGAUUUUGCGUAUUACUGCUCACUGUAUCACGGGCAGGGGAGGGCAGCUCUCAUCCACUUGCCCACAUCUGGUGGUCUGGCCUCAGCUGACAGACUGGUACCUCUGCUGCAGACCCUCAUUCAGACCAUGCUCCACCAGCUGGACUACCCCUCAGAAACAGCACAAAGAGAAGACGACAGCGGACUCCUCAAGCCGGCAGUCAGACUGAUGUAGGUCUUAAUAAUAAAGACAUUUUACGCUACACAGGCAAACACCACAUCACCGAAUGAUGUGCACAAAGAAACCGCAGCUUCAGGGGAAAUUAAGUGGAACAAGCAGCUGUAGUUCUCAUUCAUUUAUUUAUUCAAA